GCAGGAGCCUUCCCAGAAGAGUCUCUACAAGGAUGUGAUGCUGGAGACCUACAGGAACCUCAGAGCUAUAGGCUGUUAUUGGGAAGACCACAGUAAUGAAGAAAAUUCUCAAACUUCUAGAAGAAGUGGAAGGCAUCUUCAAAUGGAAGACAGAACUCAUACUGGAGAGAAAAGCUAUGAAGGUGUGCAAUGUAAUGAAGUGCUUUCAAGUCACAAUCUUGCUCACAUAUAUAAAGGAAUGCUUAAUGGAGCCUUUGUACUUUAUACUGGUGGUCAUAUACACAGAAGACCACAGGCAGGAGAUAAAUGCUGUGACUGUAACACACUUGGUAAAGCCUGUGCAUGCAACAGUCAACUGCAAAGCCAUAAAAGAACAAAUAAUAGUGAGAAUCCUUAUAAAUGUAACCACUGUGGUAAAGCCUUUGCUUGUCACAGGGAUCUUCAAAACCAUGAAAGGACACAUACUGGAGAGAAGCCCUAUGAAUGUAACCACUGUGGUAAAGCCUUUGCAUAUCACAGUGCUCUUCAAACGCAUAAAAGAACAGAUACUGGAGAGAAGCCCUAUGAAUGUAAACAAUGUGGUAAAGCCUUUGCUCUUAACAGCUAUCUCCAUAGCCAUGAAAGCACACAUACUGGAGAAAAGCCCUUUGAGUGUAGCCAAUAUGGUAAAGCCUUUUCGUGUCCCAGUAAUUUUCAAAAUCAUAAAAGAACACACAGUAGAGAGAAGCCCUAUGAAUGUAACCAAUGUGGCAAAGCCUUUACUCGUCACAGCCAUCUUCAAAGUCAUGAAAGAACACAUACUGGAGACAGGCCCUAUAAAUGUAACCAAUGUGGCAAAGCCUUUCCUCGUCACCACCAUCUUCAAAACCAUGAAAGGACACAUACUGGAGAGAAGCCCUUUGAAUGUAACCAAUGUGGUAAAACCUUUGCUUGUCACAGAGAUCUUCAGAGGCAUGAAAGCACACAUACUGGAGAGAAGCCCUAUGAAUGUAACCACUGUGGUAAAGCCUUUGCAUAUCACAGUACUCUUCAAAGGCAUAAAAGAACACAUACUUGAGAGAAGCCCUAUGCAUGUAAAAAAUGUAAAGCCUUUGAUUACCACAGCUACCUGCCAAGUCAUGAAAGGACACAUGCGGUAGUGAAUCCCUAUGAAAGUAACCAGUUUGGUAAAGCCUUUGUUUGUCACAGCCAUCUUCAAAGCCAUAAAAGGACAUAUACUGGAUAGCAACCCUAUGAUUGUAAUCAGUAUGGGAGAGCAUUUGCAUGUCACAGCAAUGUUCAAAGGCAUAAAAGAACACGUACUGGAGAGAAUCUCUAUGAAUAUAAAUAAUGUUGUAAAGCCUCUGCAUGUCACAGUGUUCUUCUUCUUUUUUUUUCAUCAGAUUUUAAUUUUAAUUUACCACGUACGUACAACGAAGCACUGCCUUUUCCUUAAACAAUGAGCACACCAGGGGUAAGACAACUGUUUUGAAUUUCUUAACUAUAAGAUUUCUUCCUAACAGAACUGUGAACUUUGGAUCACCUACAGCAAAAUACUGGAGAGAGAGCCACUGUGAGUUUUUCUUGGUUGUCUUUUUUUUUUCUUUUUUUUUUUUUGCUGUUGCUAAUCUCAAAAGUCCAUUGAGCCCUUUGGUGUGAUUACACUGAGACCUUGGAUGGAAAAAAUAAACCCCCAAGCAGUAAACAAACUCCCAAGUGCUCAGGCUGAAAAGAGUCAUUCCAACCCAAUAGCGGCUAUGCGGUUGAAGAGAGUUGCCAAGUCCCCUAGCAUGCUGAAAACGCUUCGCCCAGGCUGGGGCAGGAUUUUAACCUCAUCUGUACUUCCUUAACAGAUAUGGCCUGUAAGCAGAUGCUCUUGGCUGUAUGCACGGGACUAGGUGGCAACGUUCUAAAGGCUAGUCAUCUAGACAUUACACACCAAGGCGACAGCAGAAACAAAAUUCACUGCCAAUGCCUACAGAUGUUUAAUCUCUAGAACUGCUUUAAACCACAUGAAACGGCACUGGUUUUGAAAGGAUUUCCAGAGCCUAAGCAACAGGAGACAAUCCAAGUUUUAGGAUUUAGGAAAAAAAAAGAGUUCAAUGGCUGACUAGACUAAAAGAACCAACCACACAUUCAAGCAGCCCUUUGGACAAACACAGCUUUUCUGAUAUACAGUUUCCACAGCAGGGCAUGCCAAAGGUCUGACUGACAGUAAAACCCACGAAUGAGCCCACACAGAGGUGGAGCAGACAGACACCUGCCCGCCCCCUCGGGUGUCUGUGCUGGUUCUGCGCUCCUUCGGUGACUGCUGCCGGCGCCCUGUACAAACUCAGGGACAUUCCUAAGUAGGCAGCCAGCAUGUGACCUGACUGAAGUAAUACAAUGGAAUUGAAAUGGUAUCGUCUUACAUUAAAGGCUCAAAGUGUCAAUGUCACUAGCAGUUGCCCAGAAGGUAAGGAUUCAUAACUACUUAAAAACAUACAGAAUGCAGAUGAGGGUUAAACCCAGGCCAGCCGCAAUAGUAUUGCUCCGAGAGCUAACUCAGCCUUAGAAAUUGUCAAGAAAAAAAAAGUUGCUCUACUCUAGGAGACUAGUUCCACAGAUAACGGCAGCACUGUGUUUCACAGCAGCAAGAAUGGACUCAGGACCUUUGAACUUCCUCCCAUCCCCCCACCCUAUUUAAGAUUCUGAGGCCUUGUCACACUGAGGAGGGGAAGGAAAAGGGCAGAGAGGAAGGAGAUGGCAAGGAGACCGCUAUUUCCAAACGGCUGAAGGCUUGACACAGAUUUGUUCUGUUUGUGUCCAGAGAGCCAAUCGAGAAAGGACUUGGCUGAAUACAAGAAAAACAAAGCCAAAGAGCAGGUGUGUUCACAAAUGCUCUGUCCCACGUGGCCGGCAAGUGAGCGGGUCACCCCCUACCCAAGGCCAGAUCUGGUUAUCCAAGCAGCCUUCCACCAGCCCAGGACGUUACAGUAGGUGACUGCUACCUCCCCCACACCAGACCUCCAGAAGCAAGGCCAUUGUGGGGAGCAGGUGUGGCAGCAGUCCCAAGAAGGCACCAGGGACUGCAGCUAAGUCGUAUGACU
Messenger RNA from Mus caroli (Ryukyu mouse), 3068 nucleotides. NCBI's taxonomy places the organism in Eukaryota, Metazoa, Chordata, Mammalia, Rodentia, Muridae. The record is from RefSeq and is a predicted model, not a curated record.